AUGGAUAAACUUCCACCAGAACUUGUUCUUCACAUUGUCCAAUUCUUGACGAGUCUUAAUGACAAGUGUCAAUUAUCCAUCUGCUGUCGACGUUUCCAUACCCUUCUUUGCAGUCAUUCCUGGUGCUGGUCGCCACUCGACUUUUCUCCUUACAGCAAUCGCUUGAACAAUGCCACGCUCUUGUCCAUUCUCAAACACUGCUCCAUCCCUUGCAUUCAACCAGCUGACGUGGUUCGUCCUGUGCCGUGCUCCAAUCCAACAAAGUGGGUGCGUGAACUUGACAUUAGUGGGUGUUGGUCCUUGACACCAGGAGCUAUUCAUUUGUUGGCGUGUUCGUUGCCGUAUCUUGAGACGCUUGGAUUGAACAAGUACACGUCAAAGAGUGGUAGUGGUGAUGGUCAAUGGAAGUCAUUUGAACAUCGAGAGCACUUGUAUCAUAUUCAACCUUCACACAACUUAUCAUCUCUUGCUAUGGAUUUGGCCAAGGAAGCUUCAAUGGGAUUGGGAUUAUCAGAGACGACGAUACAACAGGUGGUUAAACAAUGUACAGAGAUCCAAACGUUAUCACUGCAAUAUCAACAACUCGGUCGUACAGCUUGCAAUGCCAUCAUUCGACUCACGCAUUUGCGUCAUCUUGAUAUCUCUUCAUGCGCGACGGAUCAACCAGUGCUCCAGAUCCUUCUUCGCAAUAUUGGCCAUCGUUUACUUUCGCUCAAGAUGCUUAAUCUGGAUUUGACCGAUUUGACACUAAUCAGCAUCAAGCAACAUGCAAGAUAUUUGAAAUGUCUCCACUUGUCGUGUGCUGAUCCUUCUCGUCUCAUCUCUAUCGCUCAUGUUGUCGGCUCUCUUUUACAUCUCGAGGAUUUUCGUAUGACGCGGCUACGCACAGGCAACAUUGAUACCAUCAUCCAACGUCUCAACCCAUCCACUAUCAAACGACUCGACUUAUCACCCAAGAUGGACUUACAUCCACUUCACAGCUCACGUUCAUUUUCACGGCAACUUGAGGGAAGGGGUCGGGUUGUUGCCAAUGGAAACAGUCGUGGUCGCCUAAUAAAGAGCCGGCCACCCAUCAUCACCUCACAUCAACAACAACAGCAACCAACAAUGGCGACUCGUUUCACGCGUACCGAGCAUGAAUUGGAUAUGACGGAUCAAUCAUUUGCGUUACUAGCACAACGAUUCUUUGCAUUGGUCGAGCUUCGAAUAUGCUAUCCACGUCUCCAUGACCCUGAAUCCAUGACAGCCUUCCUCACAGCCGUAGCGCCUCGUUUACAAGUUUUGGAAUUGCGUCUUGAAAUGCAAAAGAACAACAAUUACAACUACAGCAAUGGUCGAUCAACAGCAGCAGCAGCAGCAGCAGCAGCAUCAGAGGCCAAUUUGACACCUUUGGAUAUGUUGCAAGGAUUACAACAUGUACAAAUGCCGCAAUUACAUGAAUUGGGAUUGUAUCACACGUGGAUGAGUCCAGCCACAGCAUAUGCUCUAGGGCACAAUCUCAGGCAACUUACGCACAUGACCAUCUACAAUUGUGGAAGGCUUGUGGAUUCAGAGCCGGAUUUGGUACGUUUCUGGUUAUUGUCCCAUCCACGGUUACAGGAAUUGAGAUUAGGCAGAUUGGGUCAUAUACGGUGUGAUAUUCUGCAAGACAUUGCCGUGGCUGAACAACAUGGCGAGGAGAACAAGCCCACUACUUUGGGAAUGAAAAACACCAACAGCGUGGAUGGAGAGAUGAUGUUCAAGAAACGAUUGUCACCUGGUGAACAGAUCUUUGUUUAUUCCUCUUCUUGA
Messenger RNA from Lichtheimia ornata, 1791 nucleotides. RefSeq lists its product as uncharacterized. The coding region runs from base 1 to 1791 and encodes 596 amino acids. The record is from RefSeq and is a predicted model, not a curated record. Gene Ontology annotation, molecular function: protein binding. Gene Ontology annotation, cellular component: SCF ubiquitin ligase complex. Gene Ontology annotation, biological process: SCF-dependent proteasomal ubiquitin-dependent protein catabolic process. The transcript has a single exon. Lineage: Eukaryota; Fungi; Mucoromycota; Mucoromycetes; Mucorales; Lichtheimiaceae.